UGGUUCCUUCUCUUCUUCAUUGACCUUCUGGGAAUUGAUUCAACAUGCCUCACUCAUAUGGUAUCCGCGCCCGCACCCGUCACAUGUUCGCCCGUAACUUCAGGGAGCAUGGUAUGCCUAUCAAGCUUACCACCUACUUGAAGACCUACAAGGUUGGCGAUAUUGUUGACAUUAAGGCCAACGGUGCUAUCCACAAGGGCAUGCCCCACAAAUUCUACCAUGGUCGCACUGGUAUCAUUUACAACGUGACCAAGUCCGCUGUUGGUAUCAUCAUCAACAAGAGGGUCGGCAACCGCUACCUCGAGAAGCGUGUCAACAUCCGUGUUGAGCACAUUAAGCACUCCAAGUGCCGUGAUGACUUCUUGCGUCGCGUCAAGGAGAACGCUGCUGCCAAGCUUAAGGCUAAGACUGACGGUGUCAAGGUCAACUUGAAGAGACAGCCCGUCCAGCCUCGUGAGGCCCGCUUUGUCACCAUCAAGAACAACACCCCCACCACCCUCAACCCCAUCCCCUACGACACCCUUGUUUAAGAUGCUGUGGUGUGUGGAAUUGAUUAUAGUGUGGAAAAAUCGAUGCAAAGCAAUAAACAAACGAAGCAGAAAUGCUUCCACAGAAGACAACUUUAUUUAAUGAAGGGAGGUUUUGGUAAC
Molecule: messenger RNA, 650 nt
Organism: Lobosporangium transversale
Lineage: Eukaryota; Fungi; Mortierellomycota; Mortierellomycetes; Mortierellales; Mortierellaceae
Product: 60S ribosomal protein L21-A
Exons: 4
Coding region: 45-530 (161 amino acids)
Biological process (GO): translation
Cellular component (GO): cytosolic large ribosomal subunit; ribosome
Molecular function (GO): structural constituent of ribosome
Source: RefSeq, a predicted model, not a curated record